AUGCCUGUGGGUGUUGUGAUUUUAAAACAUUUUGUCACUCGACCACAAGACAAUGAAAAUAUUCACUUUAAAGGUGAAAAUAAUAACAGAACAAUGAAGUCUCUUCUUUUUUUCUCAAGUUUUUCAACUGAAAGUCGCUACUCAUCAAGAAAAGAGAAAAAGACUACAAUAAGUCAUACAAAUUAA
Clunio marinus is the source of this 186-nucleotide messenger RNA. NCBI's taxonomy places the organism in Eukaryota, Metazoa, Arthropoda, Insecta, Diptera, Chironomidae. The record is from the annotation of a GenBank genome assembly.